This is a messenger RNA of Psammomys obesus (fat sand rat), 1866 nucleotides long. It is a transcript of the gene Gnl1, whose product is annotated as G protein nucleolar 1 (putative). Gene Ontology annotation, molecular function: GTPase activity; GTP binding. The record is from RefSeq and is a predicted model, not a curated record. NCBI's taxonomy places the organism in Eukaryota, Metazoa, Chordata, Mammalia, Rodentia, Muridae.
GGCUUCAAGAUGGGAUUCGCUCCAGUUCCAACAGCCGCAGCGGGAGCCGGGAGCGGCGGGAGGAGCAGACGGACACCUCGGAUGGGGAAUCCGCGACCCAUCACAUCCGCAGGCUCAACCAGCAACCUUCCCAGGGGCUGGGGCCCAGAGGCUACGACCCCAACCGAUACCGGCUGCAUUUUGAACGGGACAGUCGGGAGGAGGUGGAGAGGAGAAAGAGAGCGGCCAGGGAGCAAGUCCUGCAGCCGGUCAGUGCUGAAGUGCUGGAACUGGAUAUCCGGGAAGUCUAUCAGCCUGGCUCCGUCCUGGACUUUCCCCGCCGGCCUCCUUGGAGCUACGAGAUGUCCAAGGAACAGCUAAUGAGCCAGGAGGAGCGGAGCUUCCAGGAGUACCUCGGGAAGAUACAUGGAGCCUACACUUCGGAGAAACUCAGCUACUUCGAGCACAAUCUGGAGACGUGGAGGCAGCUGUGGCGGGUGCUGGAGAUGGCUGACAUCGUCUUGCUGGUUACUGACAUCCGACAUCCAGUUGUGAACUUCCCCCCAGCACUUUAUGAGUAUGUGACUGGAGAGCUCGGGCUGGCGCUGGUGCUGGUGUUGAACAAGGUGGACCUGGCCCCGCCCCCGCUCGUGGUGGCCUGGAAGCAUUACUUUCAGCACCAGUACCCUGAGCUGCACAUUGUCCUCUUCACUUCUUUUCCUCGGGACACCCGAGCUCCGCAGGAGCCUGCCAGUGUCUUGAAGAAGAAUCGAAGACGGGGCAGAGGAUGGACUCGGGCCCUGGGGCCAGAGCAGCUGCUGAGAGCCUGCGAAGCCAUCACUGUGGGGAAAGUGGACUUGAGCAGCUGGCGGGAGAAGAUUGCUAGGGAUGUGGCUGGGGCCUCCUGGGGUAAUGGCUCUGCUGAGGAGGAAGAAGAGGAGGAUGGGCCAGCGGUCCUGGUAGAGCAGCAGACUGACUCGGCGCUGGAGCCCACAGGCCCCUCUAGGGAGCGCUACAAGGAUGGGGUGGUGACCAUCGGCUGUGUAGGUUUCCCCAACGUGGGGAAGUCCUCACUGAUCAACGGGCUGGUGGGCCGGAAGGUGGUGAGCGUCUCCAGGACACCAGGCCAUACCCGGUACUUUCAGACCUACUUUCUCACCCCCUCUGUGAAGCUCUGUGACUGUCCGGGCCUUAUCUUCCCCUCUCUGCUGCCCAGGCAGCUGCAGGUUCUGGCCGGAAUCUACCCCAUCGCCCAGAUCCAGGAGCCCUACACUUCCGUGGGCUACCUGGCCUCCCGCAUCCCCGUGCAGGCCCUGCUGCACCUGCGCCACCCGGAGGCCGUGGACCCUUCAGCGGAGCACCCCUGGUGUGCCUGGGACAUCUGCGAAGCUUGGGCAGAAAAACGUGGCUACAAGACAGCCAAGGCAGCUCGAAAUGACGUGUACAGAGCGGCCAACAGCCUCCUUCGCCUGGCAGUGGACGGCCGCCUCAGCCUGUGUUUCCACCCGCCCGGUUACAGCGAACAGAGAGGCACCUGGGAGUCUCAUGCGGAGACCACAGAACUGGUGGUGUUGCAGGGAAGGGUGGGGCCAGCAGGUGAUGAGGACGAUGAAGAGGAGGAAGAGCUGAGCAGCUCCUGUGAGGAGGAAGGGGAAGAGGACCGGGAUGCUGAUGAGGAGGGAGAAGGAGAGGAGGACACUCCAACGUCAGGCCCUGGGUCCUGCCUGGCUGCCCGGAACCCAUAUGCUCUGCUGGGUGAGGACGAAUGCUGAGCCCCUGCCGAGCCCCGCCCGGCGCCAUCCUCCCUCUGUCGCUUUGCUUUUGGACUGAGCUGGACGUGUCUUCCCUCUGCCGCCCCGAUUGUGAAUAAAGAUUGUCUGCUUUGUA